This is a messenger RNA of Paramacrobiotus metropolitanus, 1738 nucleotides long. RefSeq names its product nucleotide exchange factor SIL1-like. The transcript has 3 exons. The annotation marks the transcript as partial. The record is from RefSeq and is a predicted model, not a curated record. NCBI's taxonomy places the organism in Eukaryota, Metazoa, Tardigrada, Eutardigrada, Parachela, Macrobiotidae.
GUAACUUUUUGGCUGUUUAACGUUAGCCUUUGCGGAAGCUCACCCGAAGUGCGGGACAAGUUCAAGUGCAAAUUGUACCACCAUGCUGCAGAUAUUACCAAUUUAUCUCGCGAUCCUGUGCGGGAUAUUCUGUAUUAUCCGCAGCGAACCCACCUCCAGCGUAACAAUCGUACUGGGCAGGAGUCUCAUUCUCCCCCACCUGGCGCAAUCACCAGUCCAUCUUCCAGCGAGCCCUUCAUCGCCACCCGCGAAUGGCAGCCCAUUCGGGAGAGCCAGUCCAUCCCCGCUGGUCUGCACGUUCGUCUGGAUCUGGCCAGCGGACAGCGUCAUGCCAAACUUAUGGAUCCCGCGGAGCCCGCUGCCCACGAGGUGGCGGCGUUCUCCGCAGAGGAACGGCUGUAUCUUGGAGCGCAGAAGGACGACACGUCCUCACGGACGCUGCUCCGCGACGAACUGCAGCGGACUUUGGAAGGUAUUAACAAGCAGCUGGAUGCUGAGGAUACUCAGGGAAAGGAGGGAGAAGACGCGGAGAGGGUCAAGAAGCAGUUUCGCAGUAUGGAGGAAUUAAAGAAGGAGUUUGCGGAGAUGAAUCUGGCUAUCAAGACGGAUCGGGAGAUUUUGAAGGAAUUGGUGCAGCAAUUGACGGUGAUGCAGCGCGACAGAGAAGCAGCAGAGAAGGAUAAGCUGAUCAAUGUUCUGCAGGAUGUGGAAUAUCUAGUGCAUCAAGUGGACAACGCCCGGGAUUUUGUCGAUAUGAAAGGCCUGCGCAUCCUGAAGCCCUUCCUGCUGAUGACCGAACACGAACCUCUCAUCCGUGCCGAAUCCGCCCACAUCCUGGGAUCGGCUGCGCAGAGCAAUGCCAAAGUGCAGAUUGCUGUUUUGGAGGAGGGUUUGCUGGAGAUCCUUCUGAAGGGGAUUCACUCGCUUUCGCAUGCCGAGAAACUCUCCGCUCCAGGCGAACAAACGCUGGCUCGUUUCUUGUACGCUGUAUCAGCGUUGGUGCGGCAUUUUCCGCUGGCACAGAAGCGUUUUGUUGCCGCGAAUGGUGUGGCGGAAUUGGUACACGUUAUGCGGAAUAGCCGUGAGACGCCCAAGUUGCAGCGGAAAGUGAUGGCGUUCUUCAAUGAUCUGCUUAUGGAGCGGAUGAAUGCUGGGCUUCCUGAUGCAACCAAACAGUCCGACGAUUUGCAGCGUGAACGGGCGCGUCAGUACGGCGAAAUCCCUCUGGAAAGCCGAUUAGCCAGCAGUGGAUGGUGUGAAUCCCUGGUGGAUGUAUUUGCUUCUGCAGACCGGCAGUUUGAUGCAUCGGAAGCCCAUAAUGCCCUGCAUCUGCACGGCACAACAUGUCAGCCGAUUUUCAAGGCCAACUGGGAGAAGAUCCAGUUUUUGUGUGUAUUUUUUCGGCAGAAAGCCAGUUCAGAUGCCGAGAUAGAAUCCGAUGAAUAUUAUACUGCUUUUGCCAAAUCUUGUGAUGAUUUUGUUAAGGUUUACAAAAUUAGUGACGUCCCUGAUGACGUUAGAAAAGACGAACUGUGAUUUUCAUCUGCCCGUACGGUAUUUGUUUGCGUAGUAUUCUUGUACAUUUUGAUCAAGUUAAUUAAGUAUGAAAACUUGCGAUAUUUUGUGGAAAUUCUUCGUUGUUUACAGUACUACAGAACAGCAGGAAUUAUGCUGGAAUAUCCACCAUUCACGAACUAAUCUUCUGUUUUAUUGUUAACGUUACUGCUGGCCAUAAAAG